This is a messenger RNA of Camelina sativa (false flax), 1222 nucleotides long. RefSeq names its product putative WRKY transcription factor 70. Gene Ontology annotation, biological process: regulation of DNA-templated transcription. Gene Ontology annotation, molecular function: transcription cis-regulatory region binding; DNA-binding transcription factor activity. The record is from RefSeq and is a predicted model, not a curated record. NCBI's taxonomy places the organism in Eukaryota, Viridiplantae, Streptophyta, Magnoliopsida, Brassicales, Brassicaceae. Gene Ontology annotation, cellular component: nucleus.
AAUAAAAAUCAAAGAAACCCAACAAAAAAACAAACGCAUCAUUACAAAUCUUUUUUUCCACCUUAUAUUUACACACACUUCUCUUCUUUCCCUUUAAUCAUACAAACAACACCAAGAGAGAAAGAAAGAAAAAAAACCACCAAAAACUUCCUAAAAAUAAACAAAUGGAUACUACUAACAAAGCAAUAAAGCUUAAAGUUAUGAACCACCAACUCGUUGAAGGCCAUGAGUUAGCCACUAAGCUUCAGCAACUCCUCUCUCAACCCGGGUUGGGUCAGGGUUCAGCGGAGGAUUUAGCGGCUAAAAUCUUAGAGACUUUUAACAAGGCUAUCUCCAUUCUUGAUUCCAUCGAACACCUCUCCUCCUCCUCCUCCUCCUCUCUUGCCGCCGUUGAGGGCUCUCAAAAUGCUUCAUGCGACAACGACGGCAAGUUUGAAGAUUCCGGAGAUAGUCGGAAAAGAUUGGGACCCGUUAAGGGUAAAAGAGGAUGCUACAAAAGAAAGAAGAGAUCCGAGACGUGGACUACACAGUCGCCUAUACUUGAGGACACAUUUUUUUGGAGGAAAUAUGGACAGAAGGAGAUUCUUAAUGCCAAAUUCCCAAGAAGUUACUUUAGGUGCACACACAAGUACACUCAAGGGUGCAAGGCAACAAAGCAAGUCCAGAAGGUGGAGCUCGAACCAGGGAUGUUCAGCAUCACAUACAUGGGAAGCCACACGUGCAACACCAACGCAGCAAUACCCAAGGUCAACGCUUGUGAUAAUCAUCAUGAUGAGAUCACCAUGGAUAUGGAAGAGCACAAGAGUCCUAGUUUGACGACCUCGAUGAAGGAGGAAGAAGAGAAUCAUCGUCAUCAUGGUUCGUCCACGGGGAAUAACUUGGUGUGGCCUGAAAUAGUGUUCGAAGAGGAUCAUCAUCAUCAUCAUCAUCAUCAGGCCAUUUACGUUAGUGGGGACACUAGUACAUCUAUCAAUGUUUUGGGUUCUCAGGAGCUCAUGAUGUUUGGAGAUGGCGGCGAUUUCGAGUUCAGCGACAAUGAGCACUACGCUAUCUUCAAUUCAUGUUCGAAUCUAUCUUGAGUUUACACUACUAUAGACUAAGGCCAUGAGUUAAUCAUUAGGCUUGUAGAAUGGAAAACGCAUAUAUAUUUUGUCCUCGUCUCCAAUGAGUGUCUCUGUACUGUACAUAUAGUAUUAUAAAUAACAAUCCUUCUCUUUUGCAA